AGAAAGUUGUUUAAAAUGAAAUUGAAAUUAAUAUUUUUCUCUUUAUUAGCAAUAAUUUUGCUUAUAAAUAAUUCUAAAUUAACAGUGGAUGGUGCAAAAAUAUUAGGUUUAUUUCCAUCACCAAGUAAAAGUCAUUUAAUAUUGGGUCAUGCGUUGUUAAAAGAUUUAGCAAAAAAAGGCCAUGAAGUGACUAUGGUCAGUCCCUUUCCAUUAUCAAAACCAGUUCCGAAUUAUCGUGAUAUUCCAAUGGCAGAUUUAUAUAAAGUUAUGCAGGCAGAUGACGGUGAUGCUAAAGGUAAUCAAUUUUUAACAAAGUACUCUGGUCUAAGUCCAAUAAAUAUCAUUCUAACUGUGUAUGAAAUGGGCUAUAAUAUAUCCAAAGCAGCUAUGGAAGAUGCCAAUGUUCAAGAAUUAAUUAAAUCCAAGGAAAAGUUCGACGUUGUUAUAUCAGAAGUAUUUAUGAAUGAGGUACUUUUCGCGUUUGCCGAUCAUUUUAAAGCACACGCAAUUGGAUUUAGCACAGUAGGUGCCACAGAAUGGACAAAUGACCUUGUAGGUAAUCCCAAUCCAUACGCAAUAACACCAGAAUUAUUUUUGGGAUUCACGGAUCGUAUGACAUUUUUUGAGCGCAUCAUUAAUGCAGGAACUACUUUAUUCAAUGAAGGUGUGCUUAAUUUUGUUCAUCUACCAAAACAAGAGGAUUUACGAAAAAAACAUUUACCUCAUACUAAACCAUUGUCGGACAUUUUAAACAAUGUUUCUUUAAUUCUACUAAAUUCUCAUCCAAGUUUGUCAAGCCCACGUGCAUUAGUGCCAAAUAUGAUAGAAAUAGGAGGAUUCCAUGUUGACCCUCCAAAACCUUUACCAGCAGAUUUGAAAAAAAUUUUAGACGAGGCAACAGAUGGCGUGGUUUAUUUCAGUAUGGGAUCAAACUUCCAAAGUAAAGAAUUACCUGAGGAAAUUCGAAAUGAAUUUUUGAACGCAUUUAGCAAAUUAAAACAAACUGUACUUUGGAAGUGGGAAGAUGAUAAAUUACCUGGACAGCCAAAAAAUGUUAAAAUCAGUAAAUGGUUUCCACAAUCUGAUUUACUUGCGCAUCCAAAUGUAAAGAUCUUCAUGACGCACGGAGGAUUAUUAAGCACAACUGAAUCAGUGGCACGAGGCGUUCCAAUGGUUGGCAUUCCAGUAUUUGCAGAUCAAAAAUUGAACAUGGCCAAAGCUGUAUCACUAGGUUAUGGCUUGAAAGUAGAUUUCCAAAAUAUAACAUCAGAAGCAGUUUACCAAGUUUUAAGUGAAAUUAUUUCAAAUCCAAAAUAUUCAGAGAAUGUUAAAAAACGUUCAGCUGUCUUAAAUGAUCGUCUUGUUCCACCUAUUGAUGAAGCAGUUUAUUGGGUAGAAUAUGUAUUACGUCAUAAUGGUGCUCUACAUUUACGCUCCGCGCGAAAAGAUUUAAAUAUAUUCCAAUACUUAUUAUUGGAUAUAAUUGGACUGAUUGGCGGUGUAUUAUUAUUAUUUUUAUUAAUAAUUUUAUUUAUAGUGAAAAAAGUAUUAUACUUAUUUAAGGCAAGCCCAAAGAAAUCAAAACUUAAGAAAAAACUUUGUCACAAAGUUUUUAUAUAUUUUGUGUUAACAAUGGAUUUAAAAAUAUUACCAUUGUGUUUAUUUUCCAUAAUUUUAUUAUCAACUCAAUAUGAAUCAGUAAAUGGUGCAAAAAUAUUAGCUUUAUUUCCAUCAGCCAGUAAAAGUCAUCUAAUACUGGGACAAGCAUUGUUAAAAGGUUUAGCGAAAAAAGGCCAUCAAGUGACAAUGGUUAGUCCCAUUCCACUGCCAAAACCAGUUCCAAACUAUCGUGAUAUUGUUAUAGAGACGGAUUUAAAAGCUGCAAUGCAUCCAGGAGGGGAAGAUAGCGGCAAUAAAUUCUUAACGCAAAUAAGUAGCGUAAACCCAGUUAGUAUUAUUACGGCCGUAUAUGAAAUGGGUUACAAUUUAGCAAAAGUGGCUUUAGAAGAUCCUAAAGUACAAGAAUUAAUAAAAUCUAAAGAAACAUUUGACAUUGUUAUACCAGAAAUAUUUAUGAAUGAAGUAUUCUUUGCGUUUGCAGAUCAUUUUAAAGCGCAAUUAAUAGUAUUUAGUACCGUGGGUGCCACAGAAUGGACUAAUGAUUUGGUUGGUAAUCCCAACCCGUACGCAAUAACACCAGAAAUAUUUUUAGGUUUUACCGAUCGUAUGACGUUUGUUGAACGUAUAAUUAAUACGGGAGUUACUUUAUUAAAUGAGGUUGUAAUGAAUUUUGUCCAUUUACCAAAACAAGAGGAAUUGCGACAAAAACAUUUACCGCACACAAAACCACUAUCGGAAAUUAGUAAAAAUGUUUCAUUAAUUUUGUUAAAUUCUCAUCCAAGUCUAUCCACUCCACGAGCGCUAGUUCCAAAUAUGAUAGAAAUUGGAGGAUUCCAUGUAGACCAACCAAAGCCUUUACCAGCAGAUCUGAAAAAAACUUUAGAUGAGGCAACAAAUGGUGUGGUUUAUUUCAGUAUGGGAUCAAACUUUCAAAGUAAAGAAUUACCUGAGGAAAUUCGAAAUGAAUUUUUGAACGCAUUUAGCAAAUUAAAACAAACUGUACUUUGGAAGUGGGAAGAUGAUAAAUUACCUGGACAGCCAAAAAAUGUUAAAAUCAGUAAAUGGUUUCCACAAUCUGAUUUACUAGCACAUCCAAAUGUAAAAGUUUUCAUGACUCACGGUGGUUUAUUAAGUACAACUGAGUCGGUAGCACGAGGUGUUCCAAUGGUUGGCAUUCCAGUAUUUGCAGAUCAAAAAAUGAACAUGGCCAAAGCUGUAUCACUAGGUUAUGGUUUGAAAGUAGAUUUCCAAAAUAUAACAUCAGAAGCAGUUUACCACGCUUUAAGCGAAAUUAUUUCAAAUACAAAAUAUUCAGAGAAUGUUAAAAAACGUUCAGCUGUCUUAAAUGAUCGACUUGUUCCACCGAUUGAUGAAGCAGUUUAUUGGGUAGAAUAUGUAUUACGUCAUAAUGGUGCACCACAUUUACGCUCCGCUCGAACGGAAUUAAAUAUAUUCCAAUACUUAUUAUUAGAUAUUAUUGGACUCGUUGGUGGUGUUUUAAUUUUAGUAUUAUUAGUGGUAAUAUUCAUUGUGAAAAAAGUAUUAUCUUUAUUUAAAUCAAGUCCGAAGAAACUUAAAUCUAAGAAAAAAACAAAUUAAAACCGGUUAA
Chrysoperla carnea is the source of this 3229-nucleotide messenger RNA. RefSeq lists its product as uncharacterized. Gene Ontology annotation, molecular function: UDP-glycosyltransferase activity. Lineage: Eukaryota; Metazoa; Arthropoda; Insecta; Neuroptera; Chrysopidae. The record is from RefSeq and is a predicted model, not a curated record. The transcript has 8 exons. The coding region runs from base 16 to 3219 and encodes 1067 amino acids.